GGCUGGCCAUUCAUCGAAGGGGUUUACUUCACGAUAGCUAUCUAACAUACAAUCAAGGUAUUUCUCUUUCGUUGGUUUGAAAUCUGAACAAAUCUUCAGCUUGGAAAAUUGGGUGACAAAUGGGUAAGAGUCUAAAAAAAUCCACCUUUAUACAUUUUUUAUAUGAAAGCUUAAGCCAAAUAUGUCAUUAUGUAAGUGGUGCUGAUUUGGACAAGUAAAUGUGUACUUAAAAACUGUAUUUACUUGUUGCUUCAUUCAAGUUGAAAAUCAAAACACUUGUUUUUAUUUUUAAUUUUUAAAAUAAUUUUUUUUUUUAAAUUUUAAAAAUAAGAAAGAGGUAGAUCGCUGAUCCCCACCUUGGGUGCUCGCUCCCAACAGGGUGGCAGUCAGCUGAAGAGGGUGCAAAGUUACGUCAUAAAAAAUUAUUGGUGAUGCUUUGUUACGUUUAUUUUUGUUUUUUAAAUUUAGUAUUUAUUUAUUUAUUUAUUUAUUUAUUUAUUUAUUUAUUUAUUUAUUUAUUUAAUUAUUUAUUUAUUUAUUUAUUUAUUUAUUUAUUUAUUUAUUUAAUUAUUUAUUUAUUUAUUUAAUUAUUUAUUUAUUUAUUUAUUUAUUUAAUUAUUUAUUUUUUUAUUUAAUUAUUUAUUUAUUUAUUUAUUUAUUUAUUUAAUUAUUUAUUUAUUUAUUUAUGUAUUUAUUUAUUUAAUUAUUUAUUUAUUUAUUUAUUUAUUUAUUUAUUUAUUUAAUUAUUUAUUUAUUUAUUUAUUUAUUUAAUUAUUUAUUUAUUUAUUUAUUUAUUUAUUUAUUUAAUUAUUUAUUUUUUUAUUUAAUUAUUUAUUUAUUUAUUUAUUUAAUUAUUUAUUUAUUUAUUUAUUUAUUUAUUUAAUUAUUUAUUUAUUUAUUUAUUUAAUUAUUUAUUUAUUUAUUUAAUUAUUUAUUUAUUUAUUUAUUUAUUUAUUUAUUUAUUUAUUUAUUUAUUUAUUUAAUUAUUUAUUUAUUUAAUUAUUUAUUUAUUUAUUUAUUUAUUUAUUUAUUUAUUUAUUUAUUUAUUUAAUUAUUUUGUUUGAGGGGGGCGGGGGGAUUGUAUUGGAAAACAACGUGUUUCAAAAGAUCUAAUUUGCUUAAUUCGUACGCAGAUGACUUGUAGGAGAGCAAGCAAUUUGAUUUAGGCGUCGCAGUCAUUUCCAACUUCAAAGCAGAUGAUCCUAAAACAUUACCAAUUACAUUUAGCAAACUAUCAGAUCCAGAUACUGUAGACAUGGCUGACAGCAAACCAUCUGAUCCAGAUACUGUAGCCAUGGCUCAUAGCAAACCAUCAGGUCCAGAUACUGUAGCCAUGGCUGACAGCAAAACAUCUGAUCCAGAUACUGUAGCCAUGGCUGACAGCAAAACAUCUGAUCCAGAUACUGUAGCCAUGGCUCAUAGCAAACCAUCAGGUCCAGAUACUGUAGACAUGGCUGACAGCAAACCAUCAGAUCCAGAUACUGUAGCCAUGGCCAAUAAAGUGAAAAAGAGCCAAGGUGAGUGGUAUUAAAUAAUACUAUUAAGACGACGUCAUUAAGAUAAUGUGAAUGGGGUUCCAACCCAUACUCUCGUGCCCAAAGUUGCGGCUGGGAUGGAAAAAAAGAGAAAAUUUGGAGGUGUGGGCGUUAGGAGACUUCAAACAUGUUUUUGUUGACGUAAUUAAUGGACACCCCGGUGAGGCCAGGGCGGGGUGAGAGGCCUACGUUGUAUGGCACGGCUCAGCCGGUGGCGCUGAUUGCCGAUGUACAAGCCGGGCUUGUAAGAGAGUAAUCUCAGAACAUCAUGUGCGUUAGUUAGUAGAAAUACAAGGAUAUGUAUUAUAACUACAUGGAUAUGUAUUAAAACUUCGUGGAUAUCUAGCAGAAGUUGGAUGGUCCAUAUACGCUGUAGCUAUGUGGAAUAAUCCAUUUAAAACUCCUUGACAAUUUUGUUGUUGUGGUACGAUGUGAACUGAAUUGGACUAUAUAUCUGCCCUGCGUUAUGAUGUACAUUGCAUUGGAUUAUAUGUGACCUCGUGAAAUUCUUCCUUUCUUUCCAGGCUUAGUAUUUACAUUUUUAGUUUCUCAAUAUGAGGAUUUAAGAUCUAAACUUUCCUAAUAACUGACUUUCUAUAGCUCACACAAGUUUUGAGCGAUGCAAAUUUCAACUUUUAAUUGUUUUCUAUCAAUAACUUUUAAAUUCUUAAAUUACUCAACCAGGUCCAUACGAAAUUGAAGUGACAUUUGGUGGUGAAGCUGACCUACAUAAGCACUUCACAAGCUGUGAGAAAAAUCCCAGACAUGAGGGAUUCAUUCCGGUUGAAAACUUCACCGUAGAGCACCUUCCCGAAUGUUACCGAGACUCCAACUUAAUAUUCGACACCAUCAAGGCCUUGGCCUCCAUCACUGUGCUAAUCAAAGGAGGGUUUAUCAGUAAGGGCAGGUCCAAAGAGGACAAGGAAGGACAUCCGUAUCACUUGAGUCACUGUGGGGGUACAUCCAUUUCAUCAAGGGGGACAGGUAAACUGACCCACAUAAGGAUAAAUAAGGAGGAAGACGAUAAAGAAUGCCCUUGCCGAGACUGCAAAGAGAAGAGCACGCCCCUGAAAACAUGGGGGUUUCUCUCAGUGUUCACGGCAAAGCAUGUGAUUUUUGACGAUAGCGAAGCAGCGGCGGCGACCUUCGAGAUGAACUACGAGUUAGGGGGAGAAACUGUGACAAAGACGAUAGAGGGCGCUUGCCUGGAGGACUCGGGAACGGAUACAGAUUGGUGCCGAGUCGUGUGUCCUCUACACGAUAUCGAGUUUGUAAGGCUGGUAGACAAACAGUUGAUCGUGAGGUACGAAGACAUGCACAGGGAGGUCUUCAGGCGGUACUACAAGUCAAGGGACGACGAGAAGAUGGUAGUGAUUGUCUCCCAUCCCCACGGGUGUAAAAAGCAGAUCAGUGUCGGUCGAUGGGUUGAGAGGGAGAUGACGUUGCAGGCGUUCUUUCAAACAUGGACCAAAUACACGUACACCGCCAGCACGUGCUGUGGGUCGAGUGGCGCGCCCGUGUACAUCGUCAAACCAUGGUUCUCAAACCAUUCGCACUGGGGCUCACAUGACGGAACGAACAAAACAAAUUUUAGCGGAGUCCACUUUGACUAGCAUGUCUUAUACAAAACAUAACUUACGAUAAAGUUUAAAUACCAACAACUUCAAUAAGACUGAUGAAAAUGUAGAGAUACCUUACAAUAAUACAAAUGAAAAUGUAACGGUAACGUCAGUAAUACAAAUGGAAAUAUGAGGAUAUCAAUUUUGAAAUUAGUAAUUAAUAAUUUUAUAAUAUGAUAUAUUCAUUUCUUUAAAUAGUUUUUUUCCUUUAUUUAUUAUGUAAAUAAUACUCUAGACACGUACUGGUAAUCAUGUCCAAGUAAUCAUGUCCUAGUAAUAAUUUCCAAGAAAUCAUUUCCCAGAGAUCACGUCCUAGUAAUCAUGUCCAAUUAAUAACGUCCAAGAAAUCAUGUCGAAAAUCACGUCCAAGUAUUCAUUUCCAAAUAUUAUGUGCAAGUAAUCAUGUCAAUGUCAUUAUGUCCAAAAAAUCACGUCCAAGUCAUUUUGUCCAAUAAAUUACGUCCAAGUAUUCAUUUCCAAAUAUCAUGUCCACGUAAUCAUAUCCAUGUAAUCAUGUCCAAGAAAUCACGUCCAAGUAAUCACGUCCCAGCAAUCAUGUCAAAGUAAUAAUGUCCAAUUAUUCAUGUCCAAUUUAUCAGCUCCAGUAAACAUGUCAAAGUAAUCAUGUCCACGUAAUCAAGUAUAAGAAAGCAUGUCAAAGUAAUCUUGUUAGGUAAAAAAAAGUCCAUGUAGUAUGUACAUGUAAUCAGGUAAAAGUAAUCAUGUAAAUGUAAUAAUGUUAAAAUAAUAAUGUCUAAGUAAUCACAUCCAAGUAAUCAGUCCAAAUAAUCACGUCUAAGUAUUUGUGUCGAAGUAAUCAUGCCCUAGAGCUAAGACCAAAACAAGAAAGGUCUUGCUGCGGGAGUUCUUGUUUUUGCGGACGAUGCCGCUUUGGUAUCUCACACAGCUGACGGCCUGCAGAGCCUCGUAUCCAGCCUAUCCGCUGCCUGCAAAGAGUUUGGCCUGACAAUUAGCCUAAAGACAACUAACAUUAUGGCACAGGGCGCUGACUCCCUCCCCACUAUCGCCAUCGACGACUACGACUUGGAUACUGUUGACAGAUUCACAUAUCUGGGAUCCAACAUAUCGAGCACCCUCUCAAUGGAGGAUGCGAUAAGGGGGAGGAUAGGGAAGGCCGCAACUGUUAUGGCUAGACUGAAGAAAAGAGUCUAGUCCAAUGACAAUCGCACAACAGGCUUGCCUCCUGAGCACACUCCUCUAUGAAUGCGAGUCAUUGACCACAUUCUCCAAUCACGAAAGAAGGCUCAAUGGCUUCCACCUCAGAUGCCUGCGCCGCAUCCUUGACUUUAAAUGGCAAGACAAAGUCCCCUAAACAUAUUAUUAUGUCCUGUCUCAAACAAAAAUGUGUAGUGUCCCAGCCAUAUUGAUCCAAAGACGCCUCCACUGGCUAGGACACGUCAAGCGAAUGCAACCUGGUCGCAUACCAAAGGACGUGCUAUACAGCGAGCUGGCGACAGGGAAAAGGUCAGUUGGACGGCCUCGUCUCAGAUACUUAGACAAAAUAGAAGCAGUUGACUUUCCCAGGAUUUGGGAUGUUAUGUUUAUGUCCUAAAAUCUUCCCCUGCCCUUGCCGAGGUAGCGUCAGACGCUUUCUAAUAGGUAUUUCUACAGUUGAUCUCUGCCUCACAAAUAAUUUGAAAAACAACUGGGAAGAAACGGUUGCCGAGGAACAGCUACAUCAAUGACGUAUAGAAUAGAAUCAUGACACGGUUUUGUCGCUAUUUACCCCAUGCCUCAAUCCAUUAACGUUUACUGAUCAUCACAUUCCCUACAUGCACACAAGGACAGUACUUUAUAAGAAUCCCAAUUAGUGCUUCCCCUCACGUCUCACAACCGCUAACGUGUUUCACGCCCCUGAACUAUACUAAUCAUGUAAUGACUCACACUAUUUUACAAUCAGUAUAUUGAAACUUUCGGAGCUCGAGCUGGUGGGAAAAACCCCAAAAGUACGUGGCAAAGAGAUGUCGAUUAAAAGGUAAUAAAGGGGUAAGAAAGAGUUAGCGACGACGUCACAACAGGCGGUUCCGGCUCGUAACAGCAAUACCACAUUACAGGAACUGCUUAUUCCUGCCAAAGACAAUCAGGGACUGGAAAAAGCUUUCAAAAACAUCAGUCGAGGCAACAACACGUGACACAUUUUCUAUUUCCUCCAAACCACAGUUCCCGAUACCCUCGCAGAGCAGCCCUUGAAACCAGUGAAGCUUCCUUUUCAGUACCAGGAAUUGAAAUAUCUCGAACCCCCUCUACACAAAUAGGAGCCAGAAAAAUCAAUACAUUGAUCGUGGGUCCUUACGAUAUAGCAGAAGAUGAAGAUAGCCGGACACCGGAAGGCUUCGUGCGAACAUGUUAUUCUUGAAACUCAGCUCGGCGGCUAUAUGUUUAGGACAGUAAGCUCCCAUUGUUAUUGCUCUAAAUCAGGCCUGCACAACAUACGGUUUCCGGGCCGCAUGUGGCCCGCCAGCACCCACUUUGCGGCCCGCGAGGUAACAAAAUAUUCUUUAUUCUUAUUAUUUUCUUUACAGCUUUCCCCUGACCCUUUUUCUUUUUGGCCCGCACAAGUCCAGUCCUAUUUUCUUUUGUUUUUUCUUAAAAUAUUACGGCCCGCCGUGCAGGCCUGCUCUAAAUCUUCGGCUCCAUGGACAUGAUUGACAUUUUCGAAAACAUACGUUUUGUAUUUCUAUUUUUAAUUUAAUGUUUACGUUUUUCUUGUUUUUGUAUUAAAACAGCCGAAGUAGGCAACUUGCCAAGUC
Messenger RNA from Lymnaea stagnalis (great pond snail), 5925 nucleotides. NCBI's taxonomy places the organism in Eukaryota, Metazoa, Mollusca, Gastropoda, Lymnaeidae. The record is from the annotation of a GenBank genome assembly.